UCCUUCCGCUUUGAACCUCUUUUGGCCCCGGCGCGUCGCCAUCGCCCGUGCGGAGACGUUUGCAAGCCGAGGUGAUGGCGACUGGAACGCCAGAUCCGCAGGCGCGAUUCGGUCAGUCCGUGAAGGGGCUUCUCACGGAAAAGGUGAACACUUGCGGCACUGACGUGAUCGCGCUCACCAAGCAAGUGCUGAAGGGCUCGCGCAGCUCCGAGCUGCUAGGUCAGGCAGCUCGCAACAUGGUACUGCAGGAAGAUGCCAUCUUGCACUCGGAAGACAGUUUAAGGAAAAUGGCAAUCAUCACCACGCAUCUGCAGUACCAGCAAGAAGCUAUUCAGAAGAAGUAAGUAACCCCAAAGUGUUGAGCAGUCAUCAGAUCUGCAGGACCAGCUGAAUCAUCUGUUAAAAUAGAAGGGCACAGAGGAGGGUGCCUUGCCCGAUGCGAGGCAGAGAUACCCUAUGCAGCCACGGUGCCGUGGGGCUGAGUUUCCAUUUUCUACUUCAGAAGUCUAAGAACUGUGCCGUCAUACUGUUUCUCCUGAAAAGAAGCAAAGCGGUUGAUAGCGGAAUCAGACUAACCCAUGUCCCUACUCAGUCUUUAAGUUGUUCUGUUUAGUUCAAUAUUAAAGCAAAAUGAAAAGAUGUCUUAGUUUUUCCCGUAGAACUUUCAGUAUGUCAGAAGCCCCAUUGUCUAAAUGAACCCUUAAGCAAAUACUGAA
This is a messenger RNA of Lepus europaeus (European hare), 716 nucleotides long. It is a transcript of the gene BORCS7, whose product is annotated as BLOC-1 related complex subunit 7. Lineage: Eukaryota; Metazoa; Chordata; Mammalia; Lagomorpha; Leporidae. The record is from RefSeq and is a predicted model, not a curated record. Bases 75 to 344 code for a protein of 89 amino acids. The transcript is spliced from 5 exons. Gene Ontology annotation, cellular component: BORC complex.